AAAAAAAGAAAUUAUAACCAAAUUCAUGUUUAGUGUAAAGGGUUUUGAAUUGCGCUCCGUGAAGUACCGCCACCCACACCCCGGGCCUGCGUGGGCGUGUGGGCGUCAUGGGUGUGAGUGUGCGUGCGAGCAAGCGGGCGAACACCACAAGGAUGAAAUAUGUAUACAGCAAUAGACCAUGGAAAGUUAUACACGUACAGGAGAGCCUGGCAGAGGUGUUCCGCUGCUUCAUCUGUAUGGAGAAGCUGCAGGAUGCCCACCUCUGCCCGCACUGCUCCAAGCUGUGCUGCUACCUCUGCAUCCGUCGCUGGCUGACGGAGCAGCGGCCUCAGUGCCCUCACUGCCGCGCCAACCUCCACCUGCAUGAGCUGGUGAACUGCCGCUGGGUGGAGGAGGUGACGCAGCAGCUGGACACACUGCAGCAGGCGGGGGUGCGGCCACCACCUCCGGACACAGACAAGGACAAGUGUGAACGUCACCAGGAGAAGCUGAGUGUGUACUGCUGGACCUGUGGCAAGUGCAUCUGUCACCAGUGUGCACUGUGGGGCGGCACACACUCAGGCCACACCUUCAAGCCACUGGAGGAAGUGUAUGAACAGCACACCACACAGAUCAGGGAAGAGGUGGCACAGCUGCGGCGGAGGCUACACGAGUUGGUCUCCUUGGUGCAGGAAGUGGAGAGGAAUGUGGAGUCGGUGAGGGCGGCGAAGGACGAGCGGGUCCGGGAGAUACGAAAUGCUGUGGAGCUGAUGAUCGCUCGGCUUGACUCUCAGCUCAAGUCGAAGUUGCUCACGCUCAUGGGACAGAAAAACUCCCUCACGCAGGAGACGGAGCAGCUGGAGACUCUGCUGCAGGAGAUUGAACACCAGCUGCACACCUGCUCCAAAUCUGAGUUGAUCCAGCGCUCUCCAGACCUUCACUCAAUGAUCACUCCUGUCAACAAGAAGCCCAUGGCCUCCUUUGUCACUGCUCCCGUGCCUGCUGACUUCCAGAGUGAAAUUGUCCCUCAGUACGACAGCAGCACCUUCGUCAUGAACAACUUCUCCCAGCUGCAGCACAAGGCAGACCCUGUGUACUCACCGCCUCUCCAUGUCAACGGUCUCUCCUGGAGACUUAAGGUGUAUCCUGAUGGCAAUGGUGUGGUGCGGGGGAACUACCUGUCAGUCUUCCUGGAGCUGAGCGCUGGACUCCCGGAGACAUCAAAAUACGAGUACAGAGUUGAAAUGAUUCACCAAGGGUCCCGAGAUGCCAGCAAAAAUAUUGUGCGUGAGUUUGCAUCAGACUUUGAAGUGGGCGAGUGCUGGGGCUACAACAGGUUCUUCCGCCUUGACCUGCUGGCCAACGAAGGCUACCUCAACACAGAGACCGACACACUCAUCCUGCGGUUUCAGGUUCGGCCACCCACUUUCUUCCAAAAGUGUCGUGACCAAGUGUGGUACAUUCACCAACUGCAGACCCUUCAAGCUCAGUACAUCCAGCAGAUCAACAACCUGAAGGAGAGAAUAGCCAUUGAACUCUCCCGAAACUCCGUGACAAGCAGCAAGAACCUCAACGCCCCAACUGGCUUUGCCCGGGUGGAGCGGCCACAGUCUGCCUCUCCGAAGCCAAACCCCAUCACCCAGCACCCCCACCACCCCCACCCACUACCCCAGGCCAAACCACAGAGGACUCACCACAUCAACAAGAGUGUGGACCCAGUGGAGCUUGAAGCAGAGAGGCAGUCCACUAGUUCGUCUGAUACUGAGGAUCUGAGUGAGGGUGAGCUGAAUGACCAGGAGGAGGGCCCGGACCACAGCGUCACCACGGCGGAGUAUGGCAGCAAUGACGAGAAUGAUGUGGAUGAUGAAACGAUGAGUGGAGACAACGACGUGGAGCACUCAGCAGCGUCCUCCCUCCUGGCCAGCCUGCACGAGGCAUCAGCGCUGCAUGAGGGGCCCAUCCUCAACCACAACCAGUCCCACAGCUCCAGCUUCCUCUCAGACCUGGACUCCCUCACAGAACAACUUGGGGCUGUUGGCAGCAGCAUCCAGCCAGACCUCAGCUCCCCCCAGGGUGACGAGAUGAUGCUGCUGCACCUGCUGGAGAUGCAGGGGCGGGGUGGCCCCGACCACCGCAGACCCUGGAGCAAGCCGGGCCUGGGAGGCAUCAGUUCAAGACACAAGUCAAACCGCAUGGUGCGUAAGCCUCUGCUGCCCAUCGCCUCCAGUGUGCUGGACACACUGCAGCUAGACAUGGCAACACUGCUUCAGACCAGCCUGCCCUCCCACAGUGGCCUCUCAUCCCUCCAGACCCACCCAGGCUUGCCAGACCACGACCGCUCCGUGCCUCACCCACAGCACCCACACACGCUCACUGCAUCCAGCACCACCUCCAAGAGUGGGUAUCGGCCACCCCUCGCUCCCCGCCCACCCCUUUACACCCACCACUUGGCUGAGGAGGCCAAGAAGGAGGCUCAGUCCGUCCCCAGUGUGGCAGACAAGGACCUGAGUGAGUCAUCCAUGUGUGACCUCUCGCUGGAUCCUGUCUCCCUCUCCGACAUGACCCUGGAGGAGGGGCCACUCUCAGGGGCAGAGGAACCUGAGACCCUUGGAGCAUCAGCAGCAGCCACCGCCAUGACAUCCACAGUGACAGUGGCAGGACAGGCGUCUGGGAGUGGAGGAGGACCUGUGGCUGGUGAUGGGGACGCCAAUGUGAGCUCAGACCAACCCAGCGGCUACGUCAGCGACGGCGGAACUGAGGUACCUUGCAUCCCCGCCCUCAACACAGCAAGGCUCGUCGCACGCAUGAACAAAAUGGCAGAAACCAAAGGAAGUGAAAAGGUGGGGUGGGCAGCGGCAGCCGCUGGCCUCCCGUUUGCCCUUGGCUUCAAGAUGCCCGCAGAGAAGCACACCCAGGACAAAGCUCAGGACAAAAGCAGGGACAAGGAUGACAGCAGGAGACCAACUAAAGAUGAAAAAUGACAAUAAGGUGGAUCACAGCAACAACUCAGAUGACGAGGCCGAGAGUGCGAGUGCCAAGUAAUGCCACACCCCCGUCAAGAAUGCAAGCGAGGACAGAAGCAGGAAACAUAGAGAAGAGGAGGAGGAUAUACAUAGAAAAUGGCAUGUCCAAGGAUGCAUAUCUUCCAUGUUUUGUGAGUGUGUCAACUCCUGACAUGAGGUCUGUGCUUGUCUACCCACAGCACAGCUACUGCAGCUUUGGGAUCUGCAGUGUAACAGGCUGUAAAUUACUAUAUCUAUGAACCUAAAUCAGCAGAAGAGAAAGGUUAAAUAGGUAGAAAAUUAAUGCACCCCUCAUCAUGGCUUCCACUGGAAUAACAAGUCAAAAAGUACAAGUUUGAAACAUGCUUUACCAUGGAAAACUCACCAUUCACAGGAAAUUUCACAGAUUGCUUUGACAAAUGUACAAAAGCACCUGCUAUGAUCGAGGACUUUUGGAAGGCCUGAAAAUGUUGUUGGCACUUGUAUGGUAGUGAAUUAAAAACUCCAUUUUUAUGAGAAGCUAGGCAUUCUAAGCUACCAUUAAGAAAGAAGAGUUGUACAUUUCAUUAAUAUUUAUUUUCCUAUAUAUUUUCUUAAUUUCUUUCUUAAAUUCAUCUUGGCAUUAAAUUUGAACCAUAUUGGUCACUAUUCCUUUGUUUUGUACAUUUGAUAGGCGCUACCCUAGUUGACUACUGCAUUUCCUAAGGACCAGUUAGCCGAGUACAAUGAUCAGGAUAAUUUAUGGGAUCACUUUAUUUUUAUGGACUGUAAUUGAAUUGAAACAGUGUGUUCAGUGUUCUGAAGCUUUAAGUUUAAAGAAACUCAAGCAAGGGUUCUGAGGUAUGUAUGAGUAAUUUGUGUUUAAUGUUUCUUGUGAAUUACAGUUGGAGAUAAAAUGGGAAAAAAACUUAUGAUUAAAAUGAGAAGUGGAAUAUUUGACAAUCUCUGGCACUGCUCACUACUUGUACCUACACUUUCAUUUAGGAGUAUUGAAUAUUCUUUAAAAAAUUUUGAUGUCACAAAUAUUUGAAAUAUUUGAUGAGCUUCAAGUUGAUUGGUCAUAGGCACUGCUCCCUUUGUGUGUGUGUGUGUGUGUGUGUGUGUGUGUGUGUGUGUGUGUGUGUGUGUGUGUGUGUGUGUGUGUGUGUGUGUGUGUGUGUGUGUGUGUGUGUUACUGGAGGCAUUCCUAUGGUCCUUAGGCUAUGGCACUGUUAAUGUGUGUGUACUGUGUACGUACUACUGUGUAGGAAUUAGAUUCUUGCCCCGACAGGUUUGUAACUUGUCAGUGUUAGAAUUGAUGAUUGGUAAUGACUGUGUGUUGCACUCUGGUGCUGCACCAUCUGGGGUCACAGUGUGGAGGGCCUGGGAGGAAGCAGCGUGAUUGUACUCCUAUUGAAGGCAGACGUCAUGGUUUGCUGCAUACAUGUACUAUGUUAUUCUGUAAAACUUGUUGAAAUGUUGGAUGAAAUUUAUUUGUUUUUGUAAAGUUUAGUUGAGAUUUGCUGUUCAGUUAUUGGUGCUGUCAUUUAUGUUUCAGUUCUCACAGGUUUACUUAAAAGUACAUUUUAGAAAUAGUGCUGGGGAAAGGUUGCAUUUUUCUCCCUGUGAAUUCUAUACUUAAUGUAUGUACCAUAAGGUCUUAGGCAGCCGAAGCAAAUGUUUCUCUAGUUUCAUACUUUUUGUACAAAUGCUUUACUUAUUUUACUUAUGAUAUUAUUUGAUUUUUUUGUACCAGAAAUAUUUAUUUUACAGAUGUAUGAGAAUAAACUGCAAAUUUACUUA
Molecule: messenger RNA, 4763 nt
Organism: Scylla paramamosain (green mud crab)
Lineage: Eukaryota; Metazoa; Arthropoda; Malacostraca; Decapoda; Portunidae
Product: E3 ubiquitin-protein ligase TRIM37-like
Exons: 16
Coding region: 108-2960 (950 amino acids)
Biological process (GO): protein autoubiquitination; negative regulation of centriole replication
Cellular component (GO): aggresome; peroxisome
Molecular function (GO): ubiquitin protein ligase binding; ubiquitin protein ligase activity; zinc ion binding
Source: RefSeq, a predicted model, not a curated record